UCCAGACUCAUUUUCGAAAGUCUGUCCUUCACUCUGCUCAUGAAUUAUAGAAAAAAGCAAUCUCACUCUCUCUCUCUCUCUCUCUCUCUCUCUCUUUUCGUGCUUCAAAUAUGUAAUUAGUUUAUUGGUAAUGGUGGUACCCCACCUUUAACCCCAGCUUGCUUCUCACUCUACCCACUGUUGCCAUCAUAGUUUGAAACUUUUGAAACUCUCCCACUACUUUCUCUUUACUUCUCAAAUCCUGGAACUUUGAGUACAGUGAGUAAAGUGGCUGAGCUCAGAAACAAGAAGAUGAAGAAGGGUUUAUUGGUUUGGGUUUUCUCAGUAAUUUCAGCUGCAAUCUUCUCCUCCCAUUGCUCUCUUGCUCUCAGCCCAGAUGGUUUGGCAUUGUUGGAAAUCAAAAGCACUUUGAAUGACAGCAGAAAUGUUCUCAUUGACUGGCAGGAUUCUGAUGAAUCACCCUGUAAAUGGACUGGCAUUACUUGCCAUCCUCAGGACCUUAGAGUCAUCUCUAUUAACUUGCCUUACAUGCAACUAGGAGGCACCAUAUCUCCCAGCAUUGGUAAACUCAGCAGAUUACAAAGAUUGGCACUUCACCAAAACAGCUUACAUGGAAACAUUCCUAAUGAAAUUACCAAUUGUGCUGAGCUUAGGGCUCUGUACUUGAGGGCUAACUAUCUCCAAGGUGGUAUUCCAUCAGAUAUCGGAAACCUUUCUUAUCUCACCAUACUGGAUUUAUCAAGCAAUUUAUUAAAAGGUGCUAUACCUUCAUCUAUCGGCCGCCUCUCAAAAUUACACUCUUUGAACUUGUCCACCAACUUCUUCAGCGGUGAAAUCCCAGACGUUGGAGUUCUAAGCACUUUUGGUAACAAUUCGUUUAUUGGCAAUCUAGAUCUUUGUGGCCAACAAGUGCGCAAGCCCUGUCGGACCUCACUGGGAUUUCCUGCAGUGCUACCACAUACUGCUGCGAGUGAUGAAGCAGCAGUGCCUUCUAAACGAUCUUCUCAUUAUAUCAAAGGAGUUCUCAUUGGUGCAAUGUCUGCAUUGGGCUUUGCGUUUUUAAUUCUCCUUACCUUCCUUUGGGUUCGGUUACCAUCAAAAAAGGAAAGAGUGACAAAAAAAUACACUGAAGUUAAAAAGCAAGUAAAUCAAGAAGCAAGUACGAAACUCAUUACUUUCCAUGGUGAUAUGCCCUACCCUUCAAGUGAAAUCAUUGAAAAGCUAGAGUCACUCGAGGAAGAGGAUGUUGUAGGAUCGGGAGGAUUUGGCACCGUAUACAGAAUGGUUAUGAAUGAUUGUGGUACUUUUGCUGUUAAAAGGAUUGAUAGAAGUCGGGAAGGAUGUGAUCAAGUUUUUGAGAGGGAGUUAGAGAUCUUGGGUAGUAUUAAGCACAUAAAUCUAGUUAACCUGCGAGGCUACUGCAGGCUCCCUGUUUCAAAGCUUCUCAUAUAUGAUUAUCUAGCUAUGGGCAGUUUAGAUGAUUUCUUACAUGAGCAAGGGAUGGAAGAGCGGCCCUUGAACUGGAAUGCUCGUUUAAAAAUAGCCCUGGGUUCUGCUCGAGGCAUAGCAUACCUGCACCAUGACUGCUCUCCGAAGAUAGUACACCGUGACAUAAAAUCGAGCAACAUUCUUCUAAAUGAAAACUUGGAUCCCCAUGUCUCUGACUUUGGUCUUGCAAAGCUUUUGGUGGAUGAGGAUGCCCAUGUUACAACAGUGGUGGCUGGCACCUUUGGCUAUCUGGCUCCAGAGUAUCUGCAGAGUGGGAGAGCCACCCAGAAGUCCGAUGUAUAUAGCUUCGGAGUUCUAUUGCUAGAGCUUGUUACCGGAAAAAGACCUACUGAUCCAACGUUUGUAAAACGAGGCUUAAAUGUUGUUGGUUGGAUGAACACCCAAUUGAAAGAAAACAGGUUGCAUGAAGUAGUAGACAAAAGGUGCAAAGAUGCAGAUGCUGAAACUGUGGAAGCAAUUCUUGAAAUCGCGGCAAGGUGCACCGAUGCAAACCCUGAUGACCGGCCAUCAAUGAACCAGGUGUUGCAGUUGCUAGAGCAAGAGGUCAUGUCACCGUGCCCGAGCGAUUUCUACGAGUCUCAUUCGGAUCAUUGCUGAUCACUAGGCUAAAAGGCCUAAUGACUGCAGGAUUACAGACUGCUUAUUCAUAUGUUCUAUUGAGUUUGGUUGUUGUGCCUGCCCCUCCCUAGGGGGCAAGAAUGUAAAUUACCUAUGUAUCAGGCCAACCAUGGUUUCCAAUUUCUACAUGUACAUUGUUUUCUUUUAUUUGUAAUUUGUUUCUGGUCACUGGAUGCUUCAUGAAGAAAUCCCAAAAGGAAACAAACAAUAGAGAAAGCCAAAAUCUGCAGAGAAGAAAUUGAAAACAGUGAAAGCUGAUGCAAAUGUUAGGCGAACGACAA
Malus domestica (apple) is the source of this 2408-nucleotide messenger RNA. RefSeq names its product LRR receptor-like serine/threonine-protein kinase FEI 2. Gene Ontology annotation, biological process: protein phosphorylation. Gene Ontology annotation, cellular component: membrane. Gene Ontology annotation, molecular function: protein kinase activity; protein binding; ATP binding. The record is from RefSeq and is a predicted model, not a curated record. NCBI's taxonomy places the organism in Eukaryota, Viridiplantae, Streptophyta, Magnoliopsida, Rosales, Rosaceae.